AUGCAAAAUAUACCGGAAGAUGUGCAGCAACUCUCGGGUAUAUGCAAACCUCUCCUGGAGCAACAACAAACAACGCCUACUUCACCACCAUCACAUCAUCAUAUCAUCACCACUAAUACCAUCUUCAUAUCAUCACUACCACCAUCAUAUCAUCACCACUACCACCAUCACCAUCGCAUCAUCACCACUACCACCAUCAUAUCAUCACCACUACCACCAUCAUCCUGUCAUCAUAUCAACACCACUACCACCAUCAUAUCAUCACCACUACCACAAACACCAUCAUCAUAUAAUCACCAUACUACCACCAUUAUAUCAUCCCCACUACACAAUCACCAUCAUCAUAUCAUCACCACUGCCACAAUCGUAUCAUCACCAUUACCACCAUCAUAUCAUCACCACUGCCAUAAUCGUAUCAUCACCACUACCACCAUCACCAUCAUCAUAUCAUCACCACUGCCACAAUCUUAUCAUCACCACUACCACCGUAACCAUCAUCGUAUCAUCAUCAUUAUCACAAAGUCCCUCCCUCCAUUAUCAAGGACUUCGUCAAUUCCAAGGACCGCCUCCUAA
Messenger RNA from Macrobrachium nipponense, 573 nucleotides. RefSeq lists its product as uncharacterized. Bases 1 to 573 code for a protein of 190 amino acids. The record is from RefSeq and is a predicted model, not a curated record. The transcript has 2 exons. Lineage: Eukaryota; Metazoa; Arthropoda; Malacostraca; Decapoda; Palaemonidae.